AUGGUUGCUGACUUGUUUGUCCACACUGCAGCUAGUAAUAUUUCUGUAGUCAAAGAAAUUGAAGGAGUUGUUGAUCCUGGCAUCUUCAAUGUCGUACGAUUUGCUUCUGCAGCAAUUCCCUUUGUCCCUUUUGUACUCCGAGCGAAUGAUUCUCAGACCCGUAAUACAGGGAUGGAGUUGGGCUUUUGGGUAAGCUUAGGCUACCUUAUGCAAGCAAUUGGAUUGCUCACCUCUGAUGCUGGACGAGCUUCUUUUCUUUCUAUGCUCACUAUUGUUGUGGUUCCCUUGCUUGAUGGUAUGUUAGGAUCCAUAAUUCCUGCACGCACCUGGUUUGGAGCUCUCAUGUCGAUUUUUGGUGUUGUGAUGUUGGAAUCUAGUGGCUCACCUCCAUGUGUUGGAGAUUUGUUAAACUUCUUAAGUGCACUCUUUUUUGGGGUUCAUAUGCUACGAACUGAGCAUAUAUCACGACGUACUAGUAAAGAGAACUUUAUACCGCUCCUUGGCUAUGAGAUGUUGGUUGUUGCUCUCAUAUCAACGUUGUGGUACUUUAUUGGAGGCUCAUUUUUCGGUACUCUAGCACUAAAUCCGACAGACUGGACAUGGUCAACAUUCUGGAGUUCAGCUUUGUCGUUUCCCUGGAUACCUGCUCUUUACACUGGCUUAUUUUCAACUGGGUUGUGUCUAUGGAUAGAGAUGGCUGCCAUGUGUAAUGUAUCAGCAACAGAGACUGCAAUAAUUUAUGGGCUGGAACCAAUAUGGGGUGCUGGGUUUGCUUGGUUUCUCCUUGGUGAGAGAUGGAGUUUAAGUGGAUGGAUUGGGGCCGCCCUUGUAAUAGGUGGAAGUCUAUCAGUGCAGAUACUUGGAGCUUCAUCUUCAUCUGUGUCAGGACAAGUCGAAAAAGUUAUUCAGGAUGAUAAGUUAUCAAUUUCACAUAAAGGGAACAAUAUUCAUGCUUCACCACUUGUUAUUAGCUGCAAGGAAGAUCCAACAGACUUGUUGCGCAAGUCAUGAAUGUUGAUGUUUUUUUUUUUGCUAUGUAUAUAUAGGUGGAUAUUGUACAACUAUUGUGACUCCUUUAAUCUAGAAAUAUAUUUUCUCACCAGACCACAUGUGUGCAUGUA
Solanum verrucosum is the source of this 1121-nucleotide messenger RNA. RefSeq lists its product as uncharacterized. NCBI's taxonomy places the organism in Eukaryota, Viridiplantae, Streptophyta, Magnoliopsida, Solanales, Solanaceae. The transcript has 6 exons. The record is from RefSeq and is a predicted model, not a curated record. The coding region runs from base 1 to 1011 and encodes 336 amino acids. Gene Ontology annotation, cellular component: membrane.